AUGGUGAGAACAGUAAACCCGGUGGGGAUAUUAGUAAGCACAUUACUACUUGCAUCAAGCACGCUCGUAGAUGCACAAACGUAUGUGAAUGCAGUUGGCGAUAAUAUUACAUGCACUUGGACAAGUGAUGAGACGCUCACGUGUAAUGGUGUGGCGUUUAAGGGUGAGGAAUUGGAUCCGCCGGGAUCACCGGAGUUCUACCAACAUCUAGGAAUAUGCAUUUUCUGCGUCGUAUUCGCCG
Sphaeroforma arctica JP610 is the source of this 241-nucleotide messenger RNA. RefSeq lists its product as hypothetical. The annotation marks the transcript as partial. NCBI's taxonomy places the organism in Eukaryota, Ichthyosporea, Ichthyophonida. The record is from RefSeq and is a predicted model, not a curated record. The transcript has a single exon.